AUGCAGAGGAGAGGAGGAGAUGAUUGCAAGAUUUUGCAGCCAAGAAGAAGGGGAGAGAGAUCGGUCGUCGCGGUCAGGUCGAUCUCGCCGGAGCGAGGAAUGAGCCGGGCGGGGUGCGGCGGCGGCGGUGGCGAGGAGGAGAGGUGCAGAUACAGGGGCGUGCGGCGGCGGCGGUGGGGGAAGUGGGUGUCGGAGAUCCGGGUGCCCGGCACGCGGGAGCGCCUGUGGCUGGGAUCCUACGCCACGCCGGAGGCGGCGGCCGUCGCGCACGACACGGCCGUGUACUUCCUCCGCGGCAGCGACAGCGGCGGCGCGAGCGCGGCGGCGGCGCUCAACUUCCCGGAGCGCGCGGCGGCCGCGUACGGCGCCGGCGCCGUGGCCGCGGCGCCCCUCUCGCCGCGGUCCGUGCAGCGCGUGGCGUCCGACGCCGGCAUGGCCGCCGACGCGCAGCUCGUGGCGGCUCGGGACAGCGCGCCAUCGCCCUCGCCCGCGCCCGCGCCGGCGCACCCGGGUCACGUCGUCGCCGUCAUUGGAGCCGGCGCGACGGCCGCGCGGCACGGCAUGUACGCUGCUCGCGCGCUUGCCGGCGGGAGCACCAGAACCAGCGGCGGCGAGCAGCAGCUUGUCUGUGCUGAGGAAAUUAGCGUGGAUGACAUGGAGAUUUUUGAUGUAAUCACGCAGUAAUAAAACUGCAAAAAAUAACAAAAAAAAUCAAGAUUGGUAGUACUCCCUAUUACUUAGCCGAAACUAAUAAAGUUCAAAAACUGAUGAGCAAUUGGGCAGAUGCUGUAUUGACCAGGCACACAAUGACGCGAUAGAUCUGUGACCUCAAUAUUGACAGAAAGCAGUUUUUUUUAGCA
Molecule: messenger RNA, 860 nt
Organism: Oryza brachyantha (malo sina)
Lineage: Eukaryota; Viridiplantae; Streptophyta; Magnoliopsida; Poales; Poaceae
Product: ethylene-responsive transcription factor ERF039-like
Exons: 2
Coding region: 1-684 (227 amino acids)
Biological process (GO): regulation of DNA-templated transcription
Molecular function (GO): DNA-binding transcription factor activity; DNA binding
Source: RefSeq, a predicted model, not a curated record